This is a messenger RNA of Amyelois transitella, 1297 nucleotides long. RefSeq lists its product as uncharacterized. The transcript has 6 exons. Gene Ontology annotation, cellular component: plasma membrane. Gene Ontology annotation, molecular function: olfactory receptor activity; odorant binding. The record is from RefSeq and is a predicted model, not a curated record. The coding region runs from base 1 to 1215 and encodes 404 amino acids. Gene Ontology annotation, biological process: sensory perception of smell; detection of chemical stimulus involved in sensory perception of smell. NCBI's taxonomy places the organism in Eukaryota, Metazoa, Arthropoda, Insecta, Lepidoptera, Pyralidae.
AUGUGGAACUCUAGGAGAAAUUUCGCUCAUACGAACUUGCAGAUUAAAAGGAAGAAAGAAGAUUUUGAAAAAUGUUUGGCAAGUCAGCUCGCUGAUAUCAUCAAAAAUAUAGGUCUGAGCACAAAUUCAAAAAUCAAUAAAGUAACUUGGUGGGCGAACAUGGCAACAGCGAGUUUUGUGGUUUACUGCUGCCUACAAACCGUAGCGCUCGUGACAGCACAAGACAGCAAACGACUAUUCGAAUGCUUCAGUGUUUUAAGCUUCUGUAUGAUGGGAAUAAUAAAACUAUUUUCUUUGCGGAUGUACCGAAAAAGAUGGCUGCAUUUAUUGGCUCAAAUGAAAAAACUAGAAAAUAACCAUAUUCAUCUCGAAAUACCUGAUGGAGAGUACGAAUCUGACAAUGAGUCUCUUGAUAUGACAACUUUUGUUCAAGAUUACACGGCACAAUUUGAUGAAACUUCAAGUUUAUUGUCCCGGGUAUACAGGUCUACGGCAGUAGUUUUUAUACUAUCGCCGUUCAUAGAAUACAUAUACCUCAACUUGACUGGCGGUUCUUCUGAAUACCCUCAUAUUCUUCCUUGCUGGGCUCCGCUAGACAAGAUGCAUAUUGUAGGAUAUUUAGUGACAAUUAUUUUCGAAUGUAUAGCUGCUAUUUACUGCGUGGUUGUACAUCUAGCAUUCGAUUGUUCUUCAGCAGGAGUAAUGAUUUUUGUAAAAGGCCAGUUUCUAUUAUUACGUAAAUAUACCGAAAACAUAGCGGGUAAAGGAAAAAAAUGCGAUAUUAUCGAGAAAAGAGACAAGCGCGCAAAUUAUCGCAUCAAAUACAGCCAUCAAACAUCAAUAUUAUUAAAAAACAUUGUAAAAGAGUUUGAAAACUUACUAAAGAACAUCAUGGGAAUAUACUAUUCCGUAGUCACUCUAACACUGUGUUCAGUCGCAAUGCGCUUGAAGACGGAAGUGCUUAGCCCCGCUCAACUUCUUUCGCUUUUGCAAUACUUGGGAGAGUACGGUGUGGCUCGGGCAAGGACCUACAGGCGCCUCGUACUGGUGCAUCAAUCCACGGAGUCGCAAAAAAUUGGCAAUACUUUCUGUAGGUUUGGUGCGGUCUCAUCGACUAAGAGCGGGCCCGUUCCACUUCCUAGACCUACCGUCAUUUACUAUGAUAGUACGUGCCGCUUACAGCUAUUAUGCAGUCUUAGGCAAGGCUUAAUUUGAAAUAUAUGAUGAUAUAACCUUCAGAAUAAUAAUAAAUUGUGAAAAGUUUUGCACGUCAAUCACAAUAAAUGGUAGAUGAAAU